AUGCAAAAUGAGCGCUCCGUCUACCUUGCAAUGUGCCAUAGUAAUGCAGUAGUCAUGGCCAUCCUUACGUGUUUUAGUCCAUCUUGGAAAUUGAUCUCAAUGGGUUUAACUGUUAUUGGUGAAGACAGCGUUGAGAAUUAUUUAUUCUCAUUAUUUGGUAAAGUUCCACUUGAAAUUGGCCUAUUAAUUGGACAGAAUUUCGGUCAAAAAGCCUAUAUUGUUUCACCUAUACGAACACCAGAUCCUGAAGAACUAAGUGAUGAACAGAGUGAAGAGCCUAAAAAGGCACAGCCUAAAUCAUUAGAUCAGUUUGACAUCGGUUGGGUAGCCGAGCACGCUAGACAGGUAAAUAGUUCGUUACCUGGAGGAAUAAAGGUUGUAGGUAUCUACGUUUUUGCGUCGCCCGAUGUCAUCCAGUCAGGUAUAAAUGGACGGUUAAAACAGAUACUCAAUGCGGCUUGGAAAGCUAACCGAUUAGAGAUGCAACACGCUACAAGUGUUGUCGACAAUAAAUCUUUAUGUCCAGGAAAUGGAAUCCUUUUAUAUGUUUCUUCAAAUACCAAAAAAAUAUCAUGCAAGAGCUUCGACAUUAAUAAUCCACAUACAUCCGCUCAGCCCACGGAUUGGAAAUGUCAAAAUUUUAUUGGGAGGUGUCAUUAUCUGCGUUGUGCUUUCCUAGCAGAUGCAUCAAUUAUGGUUCGAUCGUCGAGUUCUGGCAAUCUUAGUAACGAAAUCAUGGUGAGUCUAACGAAUGUUAAUAAGCAAUUAACUGCUGCUCAUGCAAUGAUAAACUCCGAAUUAAGAGAGCCUAGUCAAUUGCUUGUUAAUAUCGCCAACGCAACAACGAAGCCCCAGGAAGCGGAUUACAAAUAUGCUAUUAAUAUAAAUGGCGAAAUGGACUGCUUUGCCUAUGUACACAAUAAAGCUACUGUUGCAGAAGCUAUUCAUGUAAUUAUUAAAAAAUAG
This is a messenger RNA of Trichoplax adhaerens, 966 nucleotides long. RefSeq lists its product as uncharacterized. Gene Ontology annotation, biological process: intracellular protein localization. NCBI's taxonomy places the organism in Eukaryota, Metazoa, Placozoa, Uniplacotomia, Trichoplacea, Trichoplacidae. The record is from RefSeq and is a predicted model, not a curated record. Gene Ontology annotation, cellular component: endomembrane system. The coding region runs from base 1 to 966 and encodes 321 amino acids. The transcript is spliced from 9 exons.